AUGUCGGAAAGCGACAAGUACGAAGUGUUAGAAAAGAUCGGCCAUGGCUCCUUCGGCGUCAUCCGAAAAGUCCGUCGCAAGGCCGACGGCAUGAUCCUCUGCCGGAAAGAGAUCAGCUACCUCAAAAUGUCCCAGAAGGAGCGCGAGCAGCUCCAUGCUGAAUUUCAAAUUCUGUCGACCCUACGCCAUCCAAAUAUUGUCGGCUACUACCACCGCGAGCAUCUCAAAGCUACUCAAGAUCUGCAUCUCUACAUGGAAUACUGCGGAAACGGAGACCUGGGCCGUGUUAUCCGGAACUUGGCAGAAAAGAACCAAUAUGCCGAGGAGUCAUUUGUCUGGAGUAUCUUCUCCCAGCUCGUGACGGCGCUCUACCGUUGUCACUAUGGCGUCGACCCUCCCGAGGUAGGCAAGGCCGUGCUGGGGCUGGGGUCAACAGCGAGGCCGAAGCCGCCGACGGGGGGCAUGACCAUUUUACACCGCGACCUCAAACCCGAAAAUGUGUUCCUCGGCGAGGACAACUCCGUGAAGCUGGGCGACUUCGGCCUUUCCAAGGUGAUGCAGUCGCACGAUUUUGCCUCUACAUACGUGGGAACUCCUUUCUACAUGUCGCCCGAAAUCUGUGCCGCCGAGAAGUACACACUAAAAUCCGACAUCUGGUCAUUGGGCUGUAUCAUCUACGAGCUCUGCACACGGGAGCCGCCAUUCAACGCCAAAACCCACUUUCAGCUGGUCCAGAGAAUCAAGGAGGGGAAGAUUGCACCACUGCCGGCCAUCUACUCGGCAGAGCUCUUCGGCGUUAUCAAGGAUUGCCUGCGAGUGAACCCGGACAGGAGACCGGAUACCGCAAUGCUGCUCAAUAUGCCCGUCGUCCGGCUGAUGCGCAAGGAAAGGGAGGUGGUUGAGUUUAGCAAGAUCCUCAAAGCGAAGGAGGAGUCGCUUAACAGGCGUAUCCGGGAGCUCGACCUGAAGCUGAGCGCACUUGACCAAGAUAAGGCAACCAUGCGCCAGGAAAUCGACGCGUCGCUCCGGAGGGAAUGGGAGGUCAAAGCUCGGCUUGAAAUCGACAGGCUUGUCGCGUUGGAGAUUGAACAGCUGCAGAGGAAGUUUGAGAGCGAGGUUCAACUGCGCGUGGACAUGGAGCUACAGGUUAGGAAAGACGAAGAGGGGCGGCAAGAUCUGUCGUCUUCCAUAUCCAAAUCCGACUAUCCCCACUCGUCAAUAGGGAGCAACGAGGGCGGCGAGCUUUCCUCGGCGACAGACAUUUCGGAGCUCUCUGUGGACUCGCCCGAUGCGUCGAUGCACCCUCUCAAAAAGACAGCUCGCACGCCCUUCGCCAGAGCCCAGACAAUGUUCGCCAUGGCCCCUGCGGGGACGCCGAUGGACAUCGAGAUGGCCUCGCCGUCACCUAUCACUAUCGCAUCACUAUCGCUUUCUCCUCGCCGCAAUGCUGGGACUAAGCCUCCAUUGCUUAACCCAGGGAACAUCUUUGCUGUCGAUCAGCUGGGGCGAGAUGCUCGGUGGGAACCCGCCCAAGACUCCGACUCGGAAUUCGAAGACGACAUCCAGCUUCCAUCGCCAACCCGAAUGAUCAAGUCCAGCAAAAACCCUUUUAACCCCAAAGGACGGCCGCAACUACAUGCCCAGAAGUCGAUGCCAGUCCACCGCUUGCAAUCUAAGCAAUCGCAGGCGCUCCAGGGCAAGACAAUCCCCGUCGCUUCCUCCACUCCUAAUCUGCAAACUGCUGUUAGAACUACCGGUAGCAACGGCGCGCUGCAGGACCGUAGCAACAGCCCCAGUCGCCGCCUGAGCAAGAUCCCGUCAGCCGCCAAUCUCAAAUCCAACAGCGGUGGCAGCGACGGUUUCUCGGCACCCCUCAACCUCAAUCGCAAGCCCUCAAUGGGCAAGAAAGACGGCAGCAGUGACCUCCAACAACAAUCGCAAGCAUCAUCCGCCGCCGCCACCACCGCACAACCGCCAGCCCUCAACAAGCUACCCGCCCCGGGCAAGAACAACAUCCGCGGCCGGACGCUCGUCGAGCUGCAGCAGGCCCGGGCGGGCGGCAGGCCGAUGAGCGCUGUCUUCACUGGUGAGCACCACAACCACGGCCACAACCUCGUCCUCAACACGAACGUUAGCCCCGUUCGUGCGUUCAGGGAGCAUGCGGCCGCGGCGAAUCGCGGGACGGUCUUGUCGGAGCCGCCCGCCGUGUGGGACCCGGAAAGGGACGAGAUGCCGAGUCCGUUUUUGGUGAGGCGGAAGCCGGUGAAAGGGGAGAGGGGAAGUGCGUGA
Messenger RNA from Parathielavia appendiculata, 2289 nucleotides. RefSeq names its product kinase-like protein. The transcript has 3 exons. Gene Ontology annotation, cellular component: nucleus; cytoplasm; mitotic spindle pole body. The coding region runs from base 1 to 2289 and encodes 762 amino acids. Lineage: Eukaryota; Fungi; Ascomycota; Sordariomycetes; Sordariales; Chaetomiaceae. The record is from RefSeq and is a predicted model, not a curated record. Gene Ontology annotation, biological process: chromosome segregation; protein phosphorylation. Gene Ontology annotation, molecular function: protein serine/threonine kinase activity; ATP binding.